Molecule: messenger RNA, 1491 nt
Organism: Rasamsonia emersonii CBS 393.64
Lineage: Eukaryota; Fungi; Ascomycota; Eurotiomycetes; Eurotiales; Trichocomaceae
Product: BZIP transcription factor
Exons: 2
Coding region: 1-1491 (496 amino acids)
Source: RefSeq, a predicted model, not a curated record
AUGGCCAUGCCAGCUCCCUCCAGCGAUGCCCUGCCCUCGUACCGACUGGUCGAACCCACAAUCCCUGCUCCGGCGCAACCAGACCAUGCGCAGCCGUGCGCCGCAACGUCGCCAGAAACCGCCGUAUCGCCGCCCGCCCCGGCCGCAGAGGACAAGGGACGCAAAUCGGGCAGCAGAGCCAGUUCGCGGGGCGUGGCCAACCUGACCCCCGAGCAGCUGGCCAGGAAACGGGCAAACGACCGGCAGGCGCAGCGCGCCAUCCGCGAGCGCACCAAGGCUCAGAUUGAGGCGUUGGAGAGGAAGGUCUGCGAACUGUCCUCGACGCAGCCGUACCAGGAGCUGCAAAAGGUCAUCGCGGAGAAGGAGGCUGUCCAGGCGGAAAAUGCGGAGAUCAAGCGCCGGCUGGCGGCGGUGUUGGAUCUCAUCCACCCCAUCGUGGUCAAGGGGGAAGAAAAUCCUGCCUUGACCGUGCCAACUGCCCCGGCAGAAGUGGCGCAUCCAUCGCCCGUGACAGAACGGAAUCAUGACACGCCCGUCAGCAUGGAGUCGGUCUCUCUCGAGCCGUCGUGCGUGGAGGAAACGCCUUCACCGUCGCUUCCGGCGGCUGCGGUUCGAGUCUGGCCGAAACCUGAUCCGCUGAGCGUGGUGAGGACCGCGAUCGAUCCGCAGCUGUCGUUGCAUGAUGCCGGGGAGAGGUUUGUCUUGAAUUUCCUGGUCGACAGCAGUCACCCACUCUGGCACAAGAUCACCAAGGUGAACGGCGUCCGCCGCGACUCGGGAACAAACCUCCGCGUCGACCCGGCCAGUGUGGCGGACCAGCCUCUCAUGUACAUGGUGCCGCUGCGCAAUAUGCCGCCGACCUGUCCGCUGGACGUCAUCUUGCUGAAUUUUCUGCAGGACCGUCGACGGGAGGUGGCCGAGGGGGCACUCCGGCAGUCGCAGCUGGUCGGACUGCCGUACCCCUGCGUGUCGUCACUGCUGAACCCGGUGCAGAGCGCGCCGUGCUCGUACGCGAUCUGCAAGCUGUUCACGGACAUCAUCCGGACGUUCCCGGACUGCUCGACGCUGCCAGAGCAGAUCGGGGUGCUGUACCACAUGUUUUUGCUCAUGCGGUGGCAGAUCUCGCCGACGCAGAAGAACUACGACGAGAUGCCGGACUGGAUUACGCCGCGGCCGGCGCAGCUGUUCACGCCGCACCCGGCGUGGGUGGACUAUGUGCUGUGGCCCAAGAUGCGCGACCGGAUCGUGCUGACGCACCGCGAGUAUCCGUUCGAGAACUGGUUCAUCCCGUACUCGCGGACCGUGUCGUGCAACUGGCCGCACGAGCCGACGGACUGCCUGCUGCACGACACCGAGUCGGACGAGCUGAUCAUCAACCCGGUGUUUGAGCGGCAUAUUCGCGAUCUGAACAAUUGGUCGCUAGGGCCGGCGUUUGCGGAGGCGUAUCCGGGGCUGGUCGAUGUGACGAGGAUCAAAACUGACAAGCCGUAG